UCUAUUUCCGCUCUGUGCUCCUGUUUCUUAGCAACAGCGGACGCUCUGAGCCAGCUGGCUUGUGUUGCUAGGCUAGCUGGGGUUAGCUCGGUUAGCUAGCUCGGUUAGCUCUAGACAUGGAUGAGGACGACCUGGACCUGGACGAGCUGCUGGAUGAAGUGGAACAAAAGUUCUGUCGCAACGUUUCUGUCGCAUCUUCGGCUCGCGAGGACCCGAGCGAGGCUGGAAAACGCGGGAAAGACAACGAAGGACGGAGACAACACAGUGCCACUAAACCUGAACAGCCGAUAAGCAGCGUCUCUGACGAUAUCGACGACCUUCUGGAAGAAUUAUUCGAGGAAGACGACACAGAUUCCCCUCAACUAAAGACUGAACAGUCUUCUAAAGGAGCACAAGUGGAGAGGAAGCUGUCGUCUCAGUCUGGAGGGAGGAAGUGCUGUCCUGUGUUCGUUGGCGGGAGCUCUGUCACUAACGGCGUAGGAACAGCCACAUCCAAGAGGUCAUGUGACCAGUUGAGGUGUACUUCCUGUGACUUCCGGGUGCUGAUGUUUGAUGACUGUGAGUGGGACUCGUCCUGUGAUUACCUGUUCCUCAGGAACAACAUGCCGGACCGUCAGAAGCUCCGAGCCAAGCUGAAGAAGAGGAGAGGUUUGAGGGCGUACGCCUGCCAGUGUAGCUGGUUCUCCACGUCAGAGCCGACAGACCUCCGAGACCAAGCUCAGCUCAGAUGGGUCUGUGGCAAACAUCUGGACUGAUGUUCAGUCAACUCUAGAUAACAGAAAGGUUACGGACAGAGAAACUUCUGCUGCUUUCUGUCUUUUCCUAUGUCCACUCAACUUUAGCAACCUUUCAGAGACGACGUCCAUCUUCAGACAGAAACAUUUCCAAAGGGUUCCCUUGACCUCUGACCUCCAGAUUAUGUGAAUGAAAAUGGGUUCUAUCCCACGAGUCUCCUCUUUACAGACAUGCCCACUUUAUGAUAAUCAUGUACAGUUUGGGGCAAGUCAUAGU
Sebastes umbrosus (honeycomb rockfish) is the source of this 1011-nucleotide messenger RNA. It is a transcript of the gene cfap418, whose product is annotated as chromosome 11 C8orf37 homolog. The record is from RefSeq and is a predicted model, not a curated record. Gene Ontology annotation, cellular component: cytosol. NCBI's taxonomy places the organism in Eukaryota, Metazoa, Chordata, Actinopteri, Perciformes, Sebastidae. The coding region runs from base 117 to 755 and encodes 212 amino acids. The transcript is spliced from 6 exons.